AUUUUUUAAAAGGACUACUUAUAGUCGUUGGGGUAAACAACAAAACUAUGUACAAACAAUACAAGCUUUCUCAAGACCUUAGAGUUCGUCGAGUUUCAAGUCGAGCUCCUGCUUUUUCCACAAAAUCUGUGCAGUGUGGCGCUAAAGGUGUGACAAAAUUAGAAGACUAUGUGGGGAAAUAUUUGGUUGUUAUAUUUUACCCUUCAAACUUCUUGGAACUUUCGUCACAAGAACUACUAAAUUUUAAUAACUAUUUAUCAGAGUUUCAAGAAAUCAACUGCGAAAUUAUAGCUAUCUCUCCGGAUUCUCUAGAAUCCCAUGCAGCAUGGUUCUGUGCGCCAAAUAAUCACAAUGGACUUGAUGAAAAUGUCCACUUUCCUUUACUGGAAGAUAAGAAUAUGACGAUAUGCAAGGCAUAUGGAGUCUCUAAUGAAGAUAAUGGAAGCGCUUUAAUGAGCAUGUUCGUAAUCGACACAAACGGAUUGAUACGUAUUACUAUUUGUUUAGAUAAAGGGAUACACUUUUCUGCCAAGGAUAUCCUACGAAUGGUGAAAGAAUUACAAGCCACAGAUAAAGACGAUGAGUCCAAUAUUUUAAAAAAUUCGGAAAUGACAAAAACAAUAUCCCCUGCAACCAAUUAGUUACAAACAAAUCAAUGCGAUGUUUUAUGUUAUUAUGCAUCUAGAUAAUUAUCAAUAUUUACUAUCACUGUGAAACUAUCUAUUCUGUAAAUUUAUGUUCAUUUCAAUAAGU
This is a messenger RNA of Schistosoma turkestanicum, 753 nucleotides long. The record is from the annotation of a GenBank genome assembly. NCBI's taxonomy places the organism in Eukaryota, Metazoa, Platyhelminthes, Trematoda, Strigeidida, Schistosomatidae.